Exophiala oligosperma is the source of this 1865-nucleotide messenger RNA. RefSeq lists its product as uncharacterized. The transcript is spliced from 10 exons. Gene Ontology annotation, molecular function: oxidoreductase activity, acting on paired donors, with incorporation or reduction of molecular oxygen; monooxygenase activity; heme binding. The record is from RefSeq and is a predicted model, not a curated record. Bases 51 to 1607 code for a protein of 518 amino acids. NCBI's taxonomy places the organism in Eukaryota, Fungi, Ascomycota, Eurotiomycetes, Chaetothyriales, Herpotrichiellaceae.
UCAUUUCCCACAAGCUGGGGGGCCGAACAAAUCGAGAUCCCUGUCACUUCAUGUCAACCAUGGCUGUCCCAUCAAGUUUUGAUUCACUCGCCCAAACGAUUGCCUCGUUCGGCAUCGUCCAAGGCUGUGUCACUUUGGUGCUGGCAAUCUCUGCAUGGGUGGUGCUACAUGCCACCUACAACGUCUAUUUCCAUCCAUUGGCUGCCUUCCCGGGCCCUCGACUUGCAGCUGCCACGAGUUUGUACAAGGCAUACAUCGACGUCGUUGCGAAGACGGGCUUUGUACAGGCUCUGGAGAAGUUACAUGCUCAAUACGGAAACGUAGUGAGGGUGGGUCCUAACGAGCUGCACUUUUCUAACCCCGAAGUCUACCACGAGAUCUACAAUGCCAACAACCGAUGGGACAAGGAGAAGAACCUGUAUCAUAGCUUCGGCGAAGACAGGUCAUCCUUUGGGUUUCUCGAGUACAAAGACGCCAAACCGAGAAAGGACGUCCUGGCCCGCGUCUUUUCGAAGAAGGCAAUCACCGAGGCUGAAGGUCUCGUGAGGGAAAAGGUUAUUGCACUGUGCGAAUCCUUCCGUCGCCAUACGGACAGCCCAGUCAAUUUGUUCUAUGCCUUCCGCUGCAUGUCGAUUGAUGUCAUUACCUAUUUGUGUUUCGGUAACUCGGUGGACGCUGUCAAUGCCCCCGAUCAUGCGGCACCUAUCAUCCUAGCCUUGGAUGCUUCGUUGCCAGUGUUUCCCGCCUUCAAGCAUUCGUCCAUGUACAAGAACAUGAUCAUCCACUGCCCGCCUAACAUUUCCAAGGUCAUCAGUCCCCAAACUGCGGGUCUGGUCGACCUUCAACAGGAGCUUAAGAGGGAGAUUAACAACGUCACCAGCAAUCCCGAAAACUUGAAGAAGCUACCACACUCGACGACAAUCUAUCAUGAGCUUCUGAAGCCAGAAUCGAAUCCCGGAGGCCAGGUUCCAAGUGCUGGAAGUUUGUACGAGGAGUCGCAGGCUUUGAUGUUUGGUGGUGCAGACACGACAGGCACAACACUAAUGCAUGGAAGCUUCUACGUCAUGACGAAGUCAGACGUGCGUAAGAAGCUCAUUGCGGAACUUCAUGAAGCUUGGCCAGAUCUGGAUCAGCCACCGUCGUUGGCAACCUUGGAGAAACUCCCGUACCUGACGGCAGUACUCAAAGAAUCCCUCCGAAUGAGUCCCGGUGUCGCUUCGCCGCUACCGAGACAUGUGCCUCAGGCCGGGGCAAACAUCGACGGCAGAUAUAUACCAGGACGUACCGUUGUGGAAAUGAGCAGUCAUUUUGUGCACCGUAACGCAGAUAUUUUUGAGCAACCCAACGAAUUCAAGCCUGACAGAUGGCUCGGUGCGGAUGGGAAGAAGCUGGAGAGAUGGCUCGUCAGCUUUUCCCGAGGCCCGCGUAGCUGUCUCGGCCUGAAUCUGGCAUGGGCAGAGCUGUACCUGACUUUUGCAUACGUCUUUCGAGAAUUCAACCUCGAGAUCGACCCUUCAAGCCCGAAAGAACUCAAGUGGCGCGAUUGUUUCCUCCCUGAGUAUCUUGGACCACAUCUGAAAGCGAACAUGACCCCAGUGACGGCGUGACAACUUCGUCCGCAAUCGACAAACAGAACCAAGACAUGACUAAAUCUACACAGAGGACAAGAAUGGACAAGGAAAGGAAGACUGAAGAUACUCGUGUAGUAAUGCGGAAGAUUUGUUAGGCCGCGAUGGAAAAGGCCGCAAAGUACAUACAAAAGUCUUUGACUUUAUCAGGCCCUGACGAUAAUGCUAAUAGUGGGCGACCAAAUUGAUGUUCCUGGAGUAUUGAUGUUCCUGGAGAUACCCAAAUUGCGAUACAAG